This is a messenger RNA of Ctenopharyngodon idella (grass carp), 5205 nucleotides long. RefSeq lists its product as uncharacterized. Gene Ontology annotation, cellular component: phosphatidylinositol 3-kinase complex, class IA; phosphatidylinositol 3-kinase complex, class IB; cytoplasm. Bases 317 to 3529 code for a protein of 1070 amino acids. The record is from RefSeq and is a predicted model, not a curated record. NCBI's taxonomy places the organism in Eukaryota, Metazoa, Chordata, Actinopteri, Cypriniformes, Xenocyprididae. The transcript is spliced from 22 exons. Gene Ontology annotation, molecular function: 1-phosphatidylinositol-4-phosphate 3-kinase activity; 1-phosphatidylinositol-3-kinase activity. Gene Ontology annotation, biological process: phosphatidylinositol 3-kinase/protein kinase B signal transduction; phosphatidylinositol-mediated signaling; phosphatidylinositol-3-phosphate biosynthetic process.
UAUUUCCGAAUAAAGUCUCAUAAUAAACCGCUGACAGUUCGUGCGCGUUCCCGUUAAAACAGCACUCGCGCCCGCUAGAUUCAUUGUUCUCCGGUAACGGGACAAAGAUGCUCUGAGAGAGAGAGAGAGAGUGGAGGGGCAGAUACUGACCGGUGGGUAACACUGAUGAUGAUGAUGAUGAUGAUGAUGGCUUUAUUCUGCUGACAUCACAUCAGACUGUCGGGUCACCGGGCGCGCGCGGGUCAUCAGGAUGCGGGUGUGACAGUGAUUUCUCGCGCAGGUGUUGAGUGUGUGUGUGUGUGUGUUGGAGGACAGCAUGGCUCCUCGGCCCUCAUCAGGAGAGUUAUGGGGGCUUCACCUGAUGCCUCCUCGUAUCCUGGUGGACUGCUGUCUGCCCAACGGCAUCCUGGUCAGUCUGGAGUGUCUGAGGGAGGCUCCGCUGACCAGCAUAAAGCAGCAGCUCUUCAGCGAGGCCCGCAAGUACCCGCUGUACCACCUGCUGCAGGAGGAGUCCUGCUACAUCUUUGUGGGCGUGACGCAGGAGGCCGAGAGGGAGGAGUUCUAUGAUGAAACACGCCGCCUGUGUGACCUCCGACUCUUUCACCCCAUCCUAAAGGUCAUCGAGCCACUGGGAAACAGAGAGGAGAAAAUACUCAACAGGGAGAUCGGUUUUGCCAUAGGAAUGCCCAUCUGUGAGUUUGAGCUGGUGAAGGAUCCGGAGGUGCAGGACUUCCGGCGGAACAUUCUGAGCGUGUGCAGGGAGGCGGUGGAGGAGCGCGAGGGAGGAGGCGCUCACACGCAGGCGCUGUACGUCUACCCUCCCAAUGUGGAGUCCUCGCCCGACCUGCCACAGCACAUCUACAGCAAACUGGACAAAGGGCGUCUGAUCGUGACCAUCUGGGUGAUCGUGUCUCCGUCCAACUCCAAGCAGAAGUACACGCUAAAGAUCGCACACGACUCUCUCCCGGAGCAGCUGAUAGCAGAAGCCAUCCGGAAGAAGACGCGCAGCAUGCACCUGUCUGCGCAGCAGCUGCGACUGUGUGUGCAGGAGUAUCAGGGCCAGUACAUCCUCAAAGUGUGCGGAUGCGACGAGUACUUCCUGGAGAAAUAUCCUCUCAGCCAGUACAAGUACAUCAGGAGCUGCAUCACGCUGGCCCGUCUGCCUCACCUGAUGCUGGUCAGCAAGGACAGUCUGUACAGUCAGCUUCCCGCCAGCGGGUUCAUGGCUCCGUCAUACAGCCGGCGCACGCCUCAGCCCAGCCCCUGCCCCGGCGGAGGAGACCCCGGGUCCCCGCGCUCCCUCUGGGCCUUCAACACACACCUGAGAGUCCGGCUGCUGUGUGCCACAUACGUCAACGUCAACAUCAGAGACAUAGACAAGAUCUACGUGAGAACAGGAAUAUAUCACGGAGGAGAACCGCUGUGUGACAACGUCAACACACUGAGAGUACCCUGCUCCAACCCAAGGUGGAACGAGUGGCUGUCGUAUGACAUCUACCUGACAGAUGUUCCUCGUUCUGCUCGUCUCUGUCUAUCCAUCUGCUCUGUCAAGGGUCGCAAGGGUGCCAAAGAGGAACACUGUCCGCUGGCCUGGGGAAACAUCAAUCUCUUCGACUAUAAAGACACUCUGGUCAGCGGUAAGGUGGCUCUGGGUUUGUGGCCGGUUCCUCACGGACUGGAGGAUCUUCUCAACCCUAUCGGAGUGUCGGGAUCGAACCCAAACAAGGAAACGCCAUGCGUGGAGCUGGAGUUUCCCUGGUUUAACCAGACGGUGGUGUUUCCCGAUGAGCAGCAGAUUGAGGAACACGCCAACUGGAGCAUCUCUCGUGAGCUGGGCUACAGCUACUGUCUGGGGCUGAGCAGUCGUCUGGCGUGCGACAGCACCAUAUCGCAGGCGGACGCCGAGCAGCUGCGAGCGCUGUGCAGUCGAGACCCGCUGUAUGAGCUCUCAGAACAAGAGAAAGACUUCCUGUGGAGACAUCGCCAUUACUGUGUGAAUAUUCCGGAAAGUCUUCCCAAACUCCUGCUGUCUGUCAAAUGGAACUCGCGGGACGAGGUGUCGCAGAUCUACUGUCUGCUGAAGGACUGGCCGCUCAUGCAGCCUGAAUCCGCUCUGGAGCUGCUGGACUGCAACUUCCCGGAUCCGAUGGUGCGAGAGUUCGCCUUACGCUGCCUCAUCCAGGGACUCACUGACGACAAGCUCAGUCAGUACCUGCUGCAGCUCGUGCAGGUGCUGAAAUAUGAGAUGUAUCUGGAUAAUCCAUUAGCGCGGUUCCUGAUCAAGAAAGCGUUGACCAAUCAGAGGAUUGGACAUUUCUUCUUCUGGCAUCUGAAGUCUGAGAUGCACAAUAAGACGGUGUCGCGGCGGUUCGGGCUGCUGUUGGAGGCCUUCUGUCGCGCGUGCGGCAUGUAUCUGAAACACCUGAACAGACAGGUGGAGGCCAUGGACAAGCUGGUGAACCUCACGGACACGCUCAAACAGGAGAAGAAAGACGAGACGCAGAAGACUCAGAUGAAGUUCUUGGUGGAGCACAUGUCCCGUCCAGAUUACAUGGAGGCGCUGCAAGGGUUUGUUUCUCCUCUGAACCCUGUUCACCAGCUGGGGAAUCUCAGGUUGGAGGAGUGUCGUAUCAUGUCUUCAGCCAAGCGGCCGCUGUGGUUAAACUGGGAGAAUCCAGAUAUCAUGAGUGAGCUGCUCUUCACCAACAAUGAGAUCAUCUUUAAGAACGGAGACGAUCUACGGCAAGACAUGCUGACGCUGCAGAUUAUUAAAAUCAUGGAGAAUAUCUGGCAGAAUCAGGGGCUGGACCUACGAAUGCUGCCGUAUGGAUGUCUGUCCAUCGGCGACUGUGUCGGCCUCAUCGAGGUGGUGAAGAACUCUCACACCAUCAUGCAGAUUCAGUGUAAAGGAGGCCUGAAGGGGGCGCUGCAGUUCAACAGCAACACACUGCACCACUGGAUCAAAGAGAAGAACAAGGGAGAGGCGUACGACAGAGCCAUUGAUUUGUUCACGCGCUCGUGCGCUGGAUACUGCGUGGCCACGUUCAUUCUGGGCAUCGGUGACAGACACAACAGCAACAUCAUGGUGAAGGAGAACGGACAGCUGUUCCAUAUCGACUUUGGUCACUUCCUGGACCAUAAAAAGAAGAAAUUUGGAUACAAACGAGAGCGAGUUCCUUUUGUGCUCACACAAGACUUCCUCAUUGUCAUCAGCAAGGGUGUGCAGGAGUGCAGCAAGACCAAAGAGUUUGAGAGGUUUCAGGAGAUGUGUUAUAAGGCGUAUCUGGCCAUCCGUCAGCACGCCAGCCUCUUCAUCAACCUCUUCUCUCUGCUGUUGGGUUGUGGGAUGCCUGAGCUGCAGAGUUUCGAUGACAUCGCGUAUCUGCGCAAGACGCUGGCACUGGAGAAGAACCAGCAGGACGCGCUGGAGUACUUCACCAAACAGAUGAACGACGCCCAUCAUGGAGGAUGGACCACCAAGAUGGACUGGAUAUUCCACACCAUCAGACACAUGCCCAACGAGCACUGACACACACACACACACACACACACUAUAUUCAUAUCUCAUCCCACAAUCACAAGCAACAUGGAAAUUAUAUUUUCUAAAAAUCAAAUCUGUUUUUAGAACCAGUACGAUUUUUUUUAUUCUUGUCAUGAUAAUUAAACACAAUUAGUCCAAAUUCUCAUUAGAGUAAUGUGACAGAAAAUUAUCUAUUAUUUAAAUAGUAUUUAUAUGUCAUGAUAGUAUUUUUUUAUACCGUUUUGUAUUUUUAUUUUUUGUUUUGUACGUUGUUCUGCAGUAUUUAUGACUCUCUAAUGAGAAUUAUGGAUGUUUAAAUGUGGUUCUGAAAACAGGUUUUCUUUUUUUCCUGCUGAAUAUCAUCCAUUUAUUUCUGUGGUUUGGGACAUCGACUGGUUUUCUCCGCUCACGUUAGCGAGGUUAAACAGCGGCAGCGAUGCUUCCAUGUGACAGUCACGUGCCCUUCAACAGGACCAGCACUUUGAUGUGUCCCAACUUCCUGUUUCAACAGGAAAUGCGUCGGAAAAACCGUGGGCAGCUAUGAAAAUGAGCUGCACUGAACGUUAACUGAACACUAACUGGAAACCACACACACACACACACACACAAACACACACACACACCGACUGAUACUGUGAGUGACUUUAAAAAGCAACAGGAAGUUCCUCAGAAACUGACACCACAAAGACUCAUGGGAAACCACUACAUGAGCUAUUCUGAGUGACAGAGACAAGUCUUCGCUCAGUUCAAUAGAGUUUACAGUCCUCCUCAGGGUAUCAAGGUCAAAGGUCAAGCUUUGAUUGGCACUGCCACCUUUAAACCAAACAGUAAGAGAGGUCACAUCAAAGACACUACCCAGAAUGCACUGCGGCGGACAGCUCUGAUUACUCCGCUAGUCUUCCACACAAUAAAGAGCUUAUGCAUGGCUGGACAGAACAAUUAGCAUGUUCAAAGAAAUUCUACUGCAAUUCUGUUUUCUCUCUGUUUCGAUGUGACACUGUGAGACACGAUGAAAUUAAGGCAAUCUGCGAGUUUACAAUCAGUGAAUCAGAACCAGCCAAUUAAAAUUCUGCGAGAUCACAAUCUGCCAAUCAUUGAUUAAUUCAUCCAUUUUACUUGCUUAAAUUUUGAAUCAAACUAGUGAAUUCCCAACUAACAGAACGCUAAGUUAUGAAAACAUUUUUUUAAUGUUCUCUGAAUGUUCAAAACAUCCAGUUUUUUUUUGACGUUUUAAAAACGUUUUUGCUUGGUUAUUAUGUGAACGUUGAAGGAACAUUUCAUUUGAUCAUUCUUCAAAUGUUAUAGGAACGUUAAUUUUGAAUGUUCUCUGAACGUUCUGGAACAAGUAGUAACAUUUAAAAAGGUUAGAUGUAAAAACACACCAUGAAUGAUGAAUAAAUACGAUUCCGGAGGUGUUUCUGUAAGUGCAUGAAUCAUGUUUAUUUCAUUUCAUGUGAUGGAAGUGCAUUUCUGCUGUUUGUGUGAGCACAGACGCACUGAAAUUCAGAGCAAUAACACACAAAAGCACAGACAUAGAUGUAGUAAUGAAAUCACUGUACUGUAAUGAUGAUGAUGAUGAUGAAAGCGGCUCUGGGUCCAAUCAGGAGCUCUGGGUGUUUGUUAGUGGAUGUUUAGUGUUUUACAGGCCGUAAUGAGUCAUUUAAUAAACAUUUUUAAAAUAUAAA